Molecule: messenger RNA, 692 nt
Organism: Daucus carota subsp. sativus
Lineage: Eukaryota; Viridiplantae; Streptophyta; Magnoliopsida; Apiales; Apiaceae
Product: protein yippee-like At4g27745
Exons: 3
Coding region: 47-364 (105 amino acids)
Source: RefSeq, a predicted model, not a curated record
CAGACUUUGUGGGUCAUUUCUACUUUGUCACAGGCAUUGGAUUUUGAUGGCUGAAUAUGGACCUCGAUUGUAUAGCUGCUGCAAAUGUCGAAAUCAUAUUGCACUUCAUGAUGAUAUUAUUUCCAAGGCUUUCCAGGGAAGAAACGGACGAGCCUUCUUGUUCUCACAUGUGAUCAACAUUACUGUUGGGCGCAAAGAAGACAGGAACCUCAUGACAGGGCUGCACACAGUUGCUGAUAUAUCUUGUGCUGAUUGCUGUGAGGUCCUGGGCUGGAAGUAUGAAAGAGCUUAUGAACCUACGCAGAAGUACAAGGAGGGGAAGUUCAUACUUGAGAAGUUGAAAAUUGUCAUCGAAAACUGGUAAAGCUCGUGUCCCUGUCGAAUGCUUUCGUUGCUUGUCACUGGACCAGAAGUUCUUGGUUUGGAUAAUAAAAUUGUUUUAUACUUGAAGCAAAUCCCCAGUCUGAUCCUUGUACUGAACUAGUAUAAUGGUGUGAAUUUGUUUAUAUCUGGAACCUGGGGGUGAUCGGGAUAGACUUGGAUUCCCCAAAAGAAAAGCGCGAAAUUUGUAUAAGACCCUGAUUGUAUUCAACUGUACAUAUAUAUGAUUAUUCUGGUAAUUCUUGUACAAGGCUCAUGUGAUUUCUUAAGUUAUACAAAGUGUUGUAUAUGUCAUCGCGGUUUUUGUGAGA